AUGGGAGCAGGUGGUGGAUCUGACAUACUCCCUGCGCCUCGGAGCAAAACCCAGGCCCAUGGAGCAGGAUGAGGCUGCGGUAGAGAAGCUUCGGUUUGUGCCUCCAACAUGGACUUAUGAAUGUGAUGAAGACCUGGUGCAUUUCCUGUAUGAUCACAUUGGGAAGGAGGAUGAGAACUUGGGCAGUGUUAAGCAGUAUGUGGACAGCAUCGAUGUGUCAUCCUACACGGAGGACUUCAAUGUGUCAUGCCUGACCGACAGCCAUGCCGACACGUACUGGGAGAGUGAUGGGUCCCAGGGCCAGCACUGGGUGCGGCUCAACAUGAAGAAAGGCACCAUUGUCAAGAAGCUGCUGCUGACAGUGGACACCACAGAUGAGAACUUCAUGCCCAAGCGCGUUGCUGUGUAUGGGGGCGAGGGGGACAAUCUGAAGAAACUGAAUGACGUUGGCAUUGAUGAGAGCUACAUUGGGGAUGUGUGCGUGCUUGAGGACAUGACAACACACCUGCCUGUCAUUGAGAUUCGGAUUGUGGAGUGUAGAGAUGAUGGGAUUGAUGUUCGUCUCCGAGGCAUCAAAAUCAAAUCCUCCCGACAGAGGGACUUGGGGCUCAGUGCUGACAUGUUCCAGCUGCCCAAUUUAGUGCGCUACCCUCGCCUGGAAGGGACAGACCCUGACCUGCUGUACCGACGGGCCGUGCUCAUUCAGAGGUUCAUCAAGCUCCUGGACAGUGUCCUGCAUCACUUGGUGCCAGCCUGGGACCAUACUGUUGGCACAUUCAGCAAACUCAAGCAUAUCAAGCAGUUCCUGCUGCUGUCCAAGAGGCGCACAGCUCUCAUUACCCAGUGCCUGAAGGACUCGGAGACCAGCAAGCCUAAUUUCAUGCCGCGGCUCUAUAUUAACCGCCGCCUGGCCAUGGAGCACCGAGACAACCCUGCCCUGGACCCCAGCUGCAAGAAUGCUGUCUUCACCCAGGUAUAUGAAGGCCUGAAACCCUCAGACAAGUUUGAAAAGCCUCUAGAUUAUAGGUGGCCAUUGCGUUAUGACCAGUGGUGGGAGUGCAAAUUCAUCGCAGAGGGCAUCAUCGACCAAGGUGGCGGUUUUCGGGACAGUCUGGCAGACAUGUCAGAGGAGCUGUGUCCCAGCUCAGCAGACACCCCUGUGCCUCUGCCCUUCUUUGUGCGCACGUCCAACCAGGGCAAUGGCACUGGAGAAGCCAGGGACAUGUAUGUCCCCAACCCCUCCUGUAAAGACUUCCCAAAGUACGAAUGGAUUGGGCAGAUCAUGGGAGCGGCUCUGAGGGGCAAGGAGUUUCUGGUCCUGGCUCUUCCUGGCUUCGUAUGGAAACAAUUAACAGGGGAGGAAGUUAGCUGGAGCAAAGACUUCCCUGCUGUGGACUCCGUGUUGGUGAAGCUCCUGGAGGUGAUGGAAGUCAUGGACAAAGAUACCUUUGAGUUCAAAUUUGGGAAUGAGCUGACCUACACAACAGUGCUAAGUGACCAGCGCAUGGUGGAGCUGAUCCCCAAUGGCAGCAACACUGUGGUGCGCUAUGAGGACCGCAGGGAGUUCAUCCGCCUGGUGCAAAAGGCUCGGCUGGAGGAAAGCAAGGAGCAGAUCAUGGCCAUGCAGGCUGGGCUGCUCAAGGUGGUGCCCCAAGCUGUUCUUGACCUGCUUACCUGGCAGGAACUGGAAAAAAAGGUCUGUGGAGAUCCUGAAGUCACAGUUGAUGCCCUGAAGAAGCUCACCCGGUUUGAGGACUUUGAGCCACUGGACACCCGUGUUCAGUACUUCUGGGAAGCACUCAACAACUUCACCAACGAGGAUCGUAGCCGCUUCCUCAGAUUUGUCACUGGCAGAAGCCGCCUUCCAGCACGGAUCUACAUCUAUCCAGACAAGAUGGGCUCUGCGACGACAGAUGCUUUGCCAGAGUCAUCCACCUGUUCAAGCACUCUCUUCUUGCCCAACUAUGCCACAGCCAAGGUAUGUGAAGAGAAGUUGCGCUAUGCUGCCUAUAACUGCGUGGCCAUUGACACAGAUAUGAGUCCAUGGGAAGAGUGAUGUUGCAGCCAGACCAAGCAGCAUGGACAGUUGCUCAAGAAAACUGUGCAGUGGGAAGAGCUCCCUUGUCCAUCCAGGAUGUGUAUAUAAUAAACAAAUAGGUGUGAA
Messenger RNA from Acanthisitta chloris (rifleman), 2164 nucleotides. RefSeq names its product HECT domain containing E3 ubiquitin protein ligase 3 (gene HECTD3). Gene Ontology annotation, molecular function: ubiquitin-protein transferase activity. The annotation marks the transcript as partial. Lineage: Eukaryota; Metazoa; Chordata; Aves; Passeriformes; Acanthisittidae. The record is from RefSeq and is a predicted model, not a curated record. The transcript is spliced from 19 exons.